Messenger RNA from Schistosoma curassoni, 2191 nucleotides. NCBI's taxonomy places the organism in Eukaryota, Metazoa, Platyhelminthes, Trematoda, Strigeidida, Schistosomatidae. The record is from the annotation of a GenBank genome assembly.
CCCUUCAAGGUUGUCCUUAGUAUUUAUGGUUAUUUAAACGUUUUGUCACAUGGUUCUACUCAGCUCGUUGCACUAACAGGUUAAUUAUAUUCACCUUCAACGUUCUUCAUAUCUACAACGUUAAAAUUUCAAAUUCGUAACUACGUGUUUUGAUUGAAUUCUAUGUCUGUAGUCAAGUUUACAUUAUCUAGUGAUGACCAAGACGGUGUUCCAUGCCCAGAUUCUAUUCCUUUGAAAGUUGAUGAAAUAACAAAAAGUAUAGUCGGUCAUCUUAAAACUCAGUGCUCAAAAAUUCUCUCUGGAAGCUGGUCUGAUACAAAUAAUUUCUGUGUUGAGCUAUCGAAGAGUUGUGGACUAAGCAAUUAUCUAUAUAUUGGAUAUUUAAAUAAUGAUAUUAUUUCUUCGGAAAAUGAACCACGUAAAGUACUUAUUCGAGUAUAUGGUGAAGUAUUGAGAAGUUGUACAGACUCGAUUAUCUCUGAUUCAGUUAAUUUUGCAUUACUUUCGGAAAAAAGGAUUGGGCCUAAACUUCAUGGUGUAUUUCCCGGUGGACGAAUUGAAGAAUUUAUCGAGUCCAGACCUUUAACUACACAAGAACUUCCACUAGUUAUUGAAGUAGCAGCACGGCAUAUGGCUUCUUUCCAUAAAUUAUCCAUGCCAUUUUCAAAAACCCCAUCAUUCAUAAUAAGAAUGUUUGAUAAAUAUCUUAGUCAGUUGACAAGCACACCUGAACAUUUACAUCGUCCAUCUCCAAAUUUUUCUUCGAAUACUUUAUCUGAAUUAGAAUCAAAAGGUUUCUCUUUUGCUAAUGAUGGACAUAUAUUGACGGAACCAUCUUACGAAGAAGCUAGAAAUAUGGUAUAUGAAUUAUCUCUCAUAGAGGAAUAUAAUUGGAUAAAAGAAAAAUUUGAAGUUCAUUAUGCUGAAGUAUUCCCAAUUGUAUUUUGCCAUAAUGAUUUCCAAGAAAAUAACCUACUUCUUUUAAAUGAUCCGAAAGUUGAUAAGGUCUAUCGUAUUCUACCAAUCGACUUCGAAUACUCUGGUUAUAAUUAUCGUGCUUUUGAUGUUGGGAAUCAUUUUAAUGAGUGGUGUUAUGAUUACACGAACCCUGAUCAACCAUAUUAUUUUCACAACAUUGAAAAUUACCCAGAUCGUUCAAAACAAAGGCUUUUUUGGAAAGCAUAUCUAACUGAAACUUAUUCAAAUGUAGAAAAUGAUCAUUUUAAUAAAAGAAAUGGUAAUUUCAAUUGUGUUGAUAAUUAUGAACAUAAUAAUAAUAAUGUUGUUCGAUUUGCUAAUCAUCAUGAAGAGGAUUGUGAUUAUGAAAAUUUAUGGAUUGAAACAAUCUAUGGUUCAUUAUUAUCACAUUUAUUUUGGUCUGCAUGGUCACUUGUUCAAAGUCAAUUAUCAAGUAUUCAGUUUGAUUUUAUGGAUUAUUCUAAAGUUCGUAUGAAACAUUAUCAUCUUAUAAAAUCUUGGUUACCACGCGAACAUUUGUGAAGGAAACGCACAUAUCCGAAUUUUUACUCAUUUGUUUGUUGCUUUUUUAUCACAGGAAAUAGAUAACCAUUUGUUUAGUAUAAUUCCUAGGAUAAAACAAAUUAAUUAUUCACAUGAUAACAAUGAUGAUCGUAACUUUCAGCUAAUUUAUCACUGGAUUUGUGCUUUUUGUGUACAUUUGUAAGUGUUUUACUAAAAAAAAAGCCUGGUUUGUUGCAUAUGUGUGUCUACACGUUUGCUACCGUAUUACACAUCACCCGGUUAGUAGUAUUUCGAAAAAAAGACCACAAUCUGUGAUAUUAAUGAGCAAAUUAUUAUUAUUUUUUUUGUUAGAACAAAGUAAAUAACUUAAAUCUUUAUUCUUGAGUAGCGUUUUCAUGCUUUUCUUACCUUUAAUAUCCUUUAUUUCUUUUCUAGUCUUCCAAUUUACACUUGUAAUUAUCAUUUUAAAUUGUUAAUCAUAUAUUUUUGUCUGUUUGCUUGUUUAUUAUUUUGUUUCUAUUUAUUUCAGUUGUUUUCUUCGUAUUGUUAUUUACUAACAAAUUCUACUAUUUUUGAUAUAUCAACAUAUUUACAGACAAAUAUUUCCAGUGCUUUAAAAACAACGAUAUAUACUUUUCGAUUGUUAACUUAUGGAUUUUCGUAAUACUGAAUAAUUCUGUCUUCAUUUGAUAUGCAUAUUAGAAUACUU